CAGCUUUCAGGAAUCAUAUUAAUGACGAAGAUGGCUAGUUGGCCUCAGGUGCCUCAGCGUGUAUGUGACCUCCAGUAUGAUUUGUCUCUUACAGAUCCAGCAGCUCCACUCCAGCAAGAUUAUCACACAGUGCUUGCCAAAUGGGAAGAGAUGAGUAAUGUUGGUGGUACGAAAGAAGAGGUGGUCAGAGUUGGCAACGCUAUGAUGGAAGUCAAAAUAAAAUGUGAACAAGGAGGCUAUCCCAUGAUAAUAUCGAACUCCAUUGAGGUGGUUAUCACUAUUGCCUUCAAGAAUUCAAAUGAUGUAGCUGCUGAGGAAAAGGAAUUGGAUGUCACAAUAACACCCAAUACUUCAGACAGUGAAGUCACUGAAAAAGUUACUGAUAACCCCAUCAGAUGCACUAUCAAGAAUCUUCAAGCAUUAGAUAGUGACUUGUGUGUGGAUCUUUACUUCACAAGAGAAGAAAAUACUGUUGCGGUGUGCAGAUUCAACCUUGGGACACCUUCUCUUUGUAAUAUUUUGAAUUCUCUUAAAAAUGAACUCUAGAAAUGGUGAAUAUCGUGU
This is a messenger RNA of Macrobrachium nipponense, 564 nucleotides long. RefSeq lists its product as uncharacterized. Bases 22 to 546 code for a protein of 174 amino acids. Lineage: Eukaryota; Metazoa; Arthropoda; Malacostraca; Decapoda; Palaemonidae. The record is from RefSeq and is a predicted model, not a curated record. The transcript has 5 exons.